Molecule: messenger RNA, 1482 nt
Organism: Iphiclides podalirius (scarce swallowtail)
Lineage: Eukaryota; Metazoa; Arthropoda; Insecta; Lepidoptera; Papilionidae
Source: the annotation of a GenBank genome assembly
AUGAAAAGGUUCCACUCCCUUCUUCCAGAAGGAAGUAAAUUCAAUCAGAUACUAUGCGCGAUAUUAAUAAACUUUCCGGUGUUCGUCUACGGUGCCAGCAUAGGCUGGAUGUCGCCGAUGACCUUGCUUCUCCAGUCCGAAAACUCACCGAAGGGGGUCCCCCUAACCGAUACAGAAGUAUCAUGGAUGGCGGCUGUGGCGUACUUAGUGUGUAUACCUGGGGAUGGUCUCAUGGCUAUAUCAGGCGAUAAGUUCGGUAGAAAGUUUUCAUUGCUCUUCAUAUCAGUAAUGGGCGCUGCCAGCUGGAUUAUUCUGCUGUCGUCUAUUGAGACGUGGGCACUGAUUCUAUCCAGGGCCCUGGUGGGCAUCACGAUGGCGGGAUGCUAUGUCACCUGCCCUACUUACACAAAAGAGAUCAGCGACAGUCAAAUAAGAGGAGCUUUAGGAUGUUUGGUUAUCCUAUUUCACACUACCGGUAACCUAUUCCUAUACGUUAUUGGCGACAUACUGAGCUAUCGGACGAUACUGUGGGUUUGUCUUGCACUACCGGCGUUCCAUAUCGUGAUUUUUAUGGUGAUGCCAGAAUCACCAUCGUACCUGGUGAAAAGGGGUAACGAAGAGGAGGCAGCUAGGGUACUUGCUUGGUUGCGCUGCAGGAGAAUUGACGAUGUUCAAGUGAAAGAGGAGUUAGAUUGUAUAAAAAAGGAACAGACUAAUGAUGAGGAGGGUAGCAAGUUCCUGUUAACAGCAAUUUUCAAAGACAAGAUAUUGUUCAGAGCGUUCCGCAUAGCUGUAGUCGCGACGCUCGCUCGUGAGGUCUGCGGGGCUAUACCGGUGCUGAACUUUGCCGGGGAGAUAUUCACCGGGGCUUCGGAGGGGAGGGCUGUGGUACUUACGCCGAACCAACAGGCUAUGCUGCUCGGUGCGGUGCAGGUGAUGGGCUCGGCCCUCGCGUCCAGUGUGAUCGACAGGAUCGGCAGAAAGUCACUUCUCGCCACAACUUCCUUGAUUUCCGGUCUGAGCAUGUGCUCCCUUGCAUCGUGGUUCGUCGCCAGGUCUUAUGGGGCUUACACUCCCAGUUGGCUGCCCAUUGUGACGCUGUGCCUGUGCAUCUUCUGCGACUCGGCUGGCCUGCAACCCGUCUCAGUGGUUCUCACAGGGGAAAUAUUUUCCUUUAAGUAUCGAGGGUCCGUGUUGGGCAUUACAAUGGCCACCGCAUCCUUUGCCGAUUUCCUACAGAUGCUGUUCUUCAAACCGCUCGCAAACUCUAUCGGUAUCCACGUGUCCUUCUACUUCUUCGGCGGUAUAUGCCUGGUUACAGCGCUGUACGUAGUGCUCGCCAUCCCAGAAACCAAGUCCAGGUCACUGGAGGAGAUCUACAACGAUCUGAGAACGAAGAAAGAAAAACUGGCUGAAGAUUCGAAAGACGUCACCGAGAUCAAUGUCCAUUCGGGUAGUUAUAGGAUAACUGAUGAUGUUUAU